AUGGCAUCUCGAUUACCAGUUAUUCUCUGCGGCCGCACGACAGCGAUAGGGAAGCCGGUGUCUGAAGCUCUUCUGCCCGAAUAUGAGGUUAUCCACUUUUUCCAAACAAACGAAGAGAUUCAAGCCGAGCUUCCGGCCCUCCUCGCAGGCCGCAAGCCUCAGGCUGCUGCGUCUAAUGACAUCGGUUCACACGACUACACUCGACCUGCGCGGGCGGUCAUUUUCGGCCGGGGUUAUCAGAUGGAAGAGAUCGAGAAGUUCCGUAAGGCUGCGGCUGGCCAUUUCUCGGAGCCGAUUGCUUGGGUUAUAAGUGAUCCGGCGAAUGUUCAGUCGGGUGGCCCGCCCUCCCGCCGGGGUAUGCGAAUAAGGUGA
Molecule: messenger RNA, 372 nt
Organism: Penicillium cosmopolitanum
Lineage: Eukaryota; Fungi; Ascomycota; Eurotiomycetes; Eurotiales; Aspergillaceae
Exons: 2
Coding region: 1-372 (123 amino acids)
Source: RefSeq, a predicted model, not a curated record